GACAAUUCCAUUUUAUGUGUCUGCGUGCUCAUAUCAAGACUAAGGAGUGAUGGAAACUCUCCAGUUCAGAUCCAGUAACUUUUAGGGAAGAUGGAUGCAGAGGCUGAAGAUAAAACGCUGCGUACUCGCUCUAAAGGAACCGAGGUGCCAAUGGAUUCACUAAUCCAGGAGCUCAGUGUUGCCUAUGAUUGCUCCAUGGCAAAGAAGAGAAGAGCUGAAGAUCAGGCUUUGGGGAUUCCAGUCAACAAAAGGAAAUCCCUGCUAAUGAAGCCCCGACACUACAGCCCAAACGCAGACUGCCAAGAAGACCGCAGUGACAGGACAGAGGACGAUGGCCCCUUGGAAACACAUGAUCACUCUACCGCAGAGGAAAUCAUGAUAAAACCUAUGGAUGAAAGUCUUCUUUCAACUGCACAAGAAAACUCCAGUAGGAAGGAAGACAGAUACUCUUGUUAUCAAGAGCUCAUGGUCAAGUCUUUAAUGCACUUGGGGAAAUUUGAAAAAAAUGUAUCUGUUCAGACUAUAAGUGAAAAUUUAAAUGACAGUGGCAUCCAGUCUUUAAAAGCAGAGAGCGAUGAAGCAGACGAGUGCUUUCUGAUUCAUUCUGAUGAUGGAAGAGACAAGAUUGAUGAUUCUCAGCCACCCUUCUGCUCCUCUGAUGACAAUGAAAGUAACUCUGAAAGUGUAGAAAAUGGCUGGGACAGUGGCUCCAACUUCUCAGAAGAAACCAAACCACCUAGAGUCCCAAAGUAUGCUUUAACAGAUCAUAAAAAAGACCUAUUGGAAGUUCCGGAAAUAAAAACUGAAGGUGACAAAUUUAUCCCUUGUGAGAACAGGUGUGAUUCUGAAACAGAAAGGAAAGACCCGCAGAAUGCUCUCGCAGAACCCCUGGAUGGCAAUGCCCAGCCCUCAUUCCCUGACGUUGAGGAGGAAGAUAGCGAGAGCCUGGCAGUAAUGACGGAAGAGGGUAGUGACCUGGAAAAGGCCAAGGGGAACUUAAGUUUGCUGGAGCAGGCAAUUGCUCUGCAGGCUGAGCGAGGUUGUGUUUUCCAUAACACCUACAAAGAGCUGGAUAGGUUCCUGCUGGAGCACCUAGCAGGGGAAAGGAGGCAAACCAAAGUUAUCGACAUGGGUGGAAGACAAAUCUUUAACAAUAAACAUUCACCAAGGCCUGAAAAGAGGGAGACCAAGUGCCCGAUCCCUGGAUGUGAUGGCACAGGACACGUGACGGGGCUCUACCCCCACCACCGCAGCCUUUCGGGGUGCCCCCACAAAGUGCGGGUUCCCCUGGAAAUUCUUGCCAUGCAUGAAAAUGUGCUCAAGUGUCCCACGCCGGGAUGCACAGGAAGGGGUCAUGUGAACAGCAACCGCAACACCCACAGGAGUCUUUCUGGUUGUCCAAUUGCUGCAGCUGAAAAAAUGGCAAUGUCCCAGGAUAAAAAUCAGCUUGAUUCUCCCCAAACUGGGCAGUGUCCUGACCAGGCCCACAGGACAAGCUUGGUGAAGCAAAUUGAAUUCAAUUUCCCGUCACAAGCCAUCAUCUCUCCCAGAGCCACAGUGUCAAAAGAACAAGAGAAGUUUGGAAAAGUACCAUUUGAUUAUGCCAGUUUUGAUGCCCAAGUUUUUGGUAAACGCCCUCUCAUACAAACAGUGCAAGGACGAAAAACACCACCAUUUCCUGAAUCAAAGCAUUUUUCAAAUCCAGUGAAAUUUCCUAAUCGACUGCCUAGCGCAGGCGCCCACACCCAGAGCCCUGGCCGUGCCAGCUCUUAUAGCUAUGGUCAAUGUAGUGAAGACACCCACAUAGCAGCAGCUGCUGCCAUCCUGAACCUUUCCACCCGCUGCAGGGAAGCCACAGACAUCCUCUCCAACAAGCCACAGAGUCUGCAUGCCAAGGGAGCCGAAAUAGAAGUGGAUGAAAAUGGCACAUUGGACUUAAGCAUGAAAAAAAAUCGAAUCCUGGACAAGUCUGCACCCCUAACUUCCUCUAACACUUCUAUUCCAACUCCUUCCUCUUCCCCAUUCAAAACAAGCAGCAUUCUGGUCAAUGCAGCAUUCUAUCAGGCUCUUUGUGACCAAGAGGGCUGGGACACUCCUAUCAACUAUAGCAAAACUCACGGGAAGACAGAGGAGGACAAAGAGAAAGACCCAGUGAGCUCUCUAGAAAAUUUAGAGGAAAAAAAGUUUCCUGGAGAGGCCUCUAUACCAAGCCCUAAACCCAAGCUUCAUGCAAGAGAUCUCAAAAAGGAACUAAUCACCUGUCCAACACCAGGAUGUGAUGGAAGUGGCCACGUGACAGGAAACUAUGCAUCUCAUCGCAGUGUUUCUGGAUGUCCUUUAGCAGAUAAGACUCUAAAAUCCCUCAUGGCUGCCAACUCUCAGGAGCUUAAGUGUCCAACCCCAGGCUGCGAUGGCUCGGGGCACGUGACUGGAAACUAUGCUUCCCACAGAAGCUUGUCCGGAUGCCCUCGUGCAAGGAAAGGUGGUGUCAAAAUGACCCCUACCAAGGAAGAAAAAGAAGACCCUGAACUGAAAUGUCCUGUGAUAGGGUGUGAUGGCCAAGGUCACAUAUCAGGUAAAUACACGUCACACCGCACAGCUUCUGGCUGUCCUCUGGCUGCCAAGAGACAGAAGGAGAAUCCUCUCAAUGGAGCCUCCCUCUCCUGGAAACUGAACAAGCAAGAGCUACCACAUUGUCCCUUGCCAGGCUGCAAUGGGCUGGGCCAUGUAAAUAAUGUUUUUGUCACCCACCGAAGCUUAUCUGGAUGUCCUCUCAAUGCACAAGUUAUCAAAAAGGGCAAGGUUUCUGAAGAACUCAUGACCAUCAAGCUCAAAGCAACUGGGGGAAUAGAGAGUGAUGAAGAAAUUAGGCAUUUGGAUGAAGAAAUAAAGGAACUGAAUGAAUCCAACCUUAAAAUUGAAGCAGAUAUGAUGAAACUUCAGACCCAGAUCACAUCUAUGGAGAGCAACUUAAAGACGAUAGAGGAGGAGAACAAACUCAUAGAACAGAAUAAUGAAAGUCUGCUGAAAGAGCUGGCAGGUCUAAGCCAAGCUCUCAUUUCAAGCCUUGCCGACAUCCAGCUUCCACAGAUGGGACCUAUCAGUGAGCAGAAUUUUGAAGCAUAUGUAAAUACACUCACAGACAUGUACAGCAAUCUGGAACGGGACUAUUCCCCGGAAUGCAAAGCUCUACUGGAAAGUAUCAAACAGGCAGUGAAGGGUAUCCAUGUGUAGGAUCACAGCGCUGCCGGGCAACAGAAGUUACCAACAGCAGUAAACUCCAGAUGGAUCUGUUAGAGGUUCAUGUACUGCUAAGGCGUGGAGGUUGCCGUACUGCAUUUACAAUUUGCAACAUUGCACUAAUUUUAUUUUCUCCAGCUGAUAUAAAAAGGAAAGAAAAACUAUGAUAGACUUCUUGGAUUAAAAGCAAUGCAGUCAAUUAUUAGAUCUUAUUUAUUUUCAUAUGUUUUUCUUUUAUUUCUUCAUUGUACUCUUUUUUUGUAAAGUAUAUGUAAAAUAAAUGUGACAUUUUUAUAAUUUAUUUAUUACUAAUCAAAGAGUUUUUUAUCUUUUAACUGCAUUUUGAAGUCUGCCGUAUUUUUACAAGUGUGUUUAUUAAUUUAUUUUCCAAUAGGAUUUAAAUAGAAAUGCUAUUCUCAAGUCAUCUUUCUUGCUGGGUUUUAAUGAGGAAACAGGAAAGGGUGAAGGAAAUCCUUGUCUAAGGACUGCACUAUAGUUGAGUUUGAUUUUUAUUGCACACUUCUUCCCCCACCUUUCACUGGUUUUUGUAUUUAUAAAUGAAUUUGCGGUAAGGUGAGCUGCACGGAAGGAAUAAGAAGACAAAUGGCGCCGACUAGUGGGGAAUCCGCACUCACAAAAGCACAGGAUGCUGGAAAACAGCCUGCUCGGAAUUUGUUAGCAAUAAUUAAAUAUAGCAAUCAGCAAAGUAUUCGACUUGGCUGGACGGUUUUCGUUAAUAUGAAUUAUUUAUUUGAAAUGUUUUAAAGAAACAUAAGCCUUUUUAGUGAUGCAGAUUUGUCUGUUUGUUUUUCAAGUCAUAUCAGAUCGUUGGCAACUCGUAUCCCAAGAUGAAAAAUAAGACUUGGUGUGACCAGCCAGGCUUUCCUGCCAUAUGUUGGUACAAUAUACAAGUGACAAUAUUGGUGUAGAUUUGUACUUAGCAAAUACAAACACAUCCAAAUGAAAAAUUUUGUAGAUACCAUAUCCCCUGAAAUAGCAUUUAUCUUACUGGGUUGACUGGAAAGGAAUGGAAAAUAUAGUAACACAUGAAAAAAUGCUACUCCAAUCUGAAUGAUUACUUCAAACACUGGCAACUUGGGUCUCACCCUCCAUAGGAAACAAGACAACAUUCAAUUUGAUAGAAAUCUUGCCGUAAAACUUCAAAUGCUACAAAAUAUACACACACACUCACACACAGGCAUACUCACACACAGACACACACACACACACACACACACAGACUCAUCCACACUUCAAAUUGAGCCCACUAUCUUGAAUUUCUGAAAGGAUCAGAGUUUCAUAGUUUCUAUAGUAAAGGCAAUGUCUAUUUCAGGGAUUGUAAAGUAGUUAAGCAUUGUUUCAAAAGUUUUUUUAUAUUUAUUUUUUUUAAGGAAAAGGUAUAGACAACCAGCUAAACUGCCUUUUUGGUGUGCACAAACAUUUCAUGUGCAGACGUGCCUCUGUGUAAAUGUACACAUGAACUUAGUGUGGGCUUAAUUUUCUGUGCUAUAAACAAAAGUGUUUAUUUUUUAUUAACCUUAUGGAUAUUUAGAUGGAAAGUGAUGGCAUUCACAGGCUUGAUAUAUUCCACUGUUAUUACUGUUACCUGCACAAAUGAAAAACAAUACUCAACAAUAAUUCCACUCCCAUGAAACUUUGGUCAUUGUUAUGCAUUAAGUGGGGCUUAUCUUUGGUUUGGAGUUCAUUUGAACUCUUGAACCUUAGUUUAGUGAAGAUGAACUGUCUGUUCUUAGGUAGAAACGGUGUUUAUUUAAAAAUCAAUUUUAAAAAAUGAGCUACCAUAUGUGCUGUCUAUUAUAAAUGGGACACCAAACAAAAUUUUCUAUUACAGUUGUGUACUUGCAAACAUUUUGCUAUACAGUACUUCAUAGAUGCAUACAAAUGAGCUCACUUAUUACAAAGACAAACGUUUAAUUUGCUAAAUAUUUUAACAAGUUUGUUAUAUAUUUUAUUUAAUUUAAAAGAAAUCUCUUACCAACCUACAUAUUUAUUACUAUAAUUUGCUAUGACUUCAGGUUAAUUUAUUUGUGUUUGCAUAGUUUGAGCAGGAUGUUUUGUGAAGUAUGUUUGUAUUUAUUUGCCUACUUUGUACUUGAUGUGUUUUGUAAUGUGCACUGAAUUUGUUUUCUUUUCAACUAUGUUAAUGAUCAAUACUGUAAAUUGGGUCUUUUGUAAACAACAAAAAGGCAAUGAUGUAUGCAUUUUUUUUAAUUUGAGGUAGUUUGUUUGUAUACUGUUUCUCCAAACACUUAAUAUUUCUUACAUCAAAGCAACAAAAUUGUGUUCAGUGCUGUACAUUUGGUGUAUGGUAGGAAAUAAAAAUUGAUAACGA
Gorilla gorilla gorilla (western lowland gorilla) is the source of this 5593-nucleotide messenger RNA. RefSeq names its product ST18 C2H2C-type zinc finger transcription factor. The transcript is spliced from 22 exons. NCBI's taxonomy places the organism in Eukaryota, Metazoa, Chordata, Mammalia, Primates, Hominidae. Gene Ontology annotation, molecular function: DNA-binding transcription factor activity, RNA polymerase II-specific; RNA polymerase II cis-regulatory region sequence-specific DNA binding; zinc ion binding. The coding region runs from base 91 to 3234 and encodes 1047 amino acids. The record is from RefSeq and is a predicted model, not a curated record. Gene Ontology annotation, biological process: regulation of transcription by RNA polymerase II. Gene Ontology annotation, cellular component: nucleus.